AUGAUCGAAACAAAGAUGCGUUUAGAAGAUUGGCUGGAUGACUUGUCUGCCCGCUUCAUCAUCAACCUCCCGCGCGAGGAGCUUGAAGAUGUGGAGCGAAUCUGCUUCCAGAUCGAAGAAGCACAAUGGUUUUACGAAGAUUUCAUUCGCCCACUCGAUCCCGCCCUGCCAUCCCUGAAUUUGAAGACCUUCGCGAUGCGCAUGUUCCAGCACUGUCCUCUCACCUCACAAUGGUCCUCCUACCACCACGAUGCGGCCUUCUCUCGGUUCUUAGCGUACAAGAUUCGUGUCCCAGUCCGCGGUGCGAUUCUUUUGAAUGAGGAUAUGGAUGAGGUCGUCUUGGUUAAGGGUUGGAAGAAAGGUGCCAACUGGAGCUUUCCGCGAGGCAAGAUCAACAGGAACGAAAAGGAUCUUGAUUGCGCCAUUCGGGAGGUUUACGAAGAGACCGGAUUCGACGUUCGCGAAGCCGAUCUGAUCAAAGAUGAAGACAAUGUGAUGUCCAUUGAGAUCGCUAUGCGCGAACAACAUAUGCGCCUCUAUGUCUUCACUGGUGUUCCUCGAGACACGUACUUUGAGCCCCGCACCCGCAAGGAAAUCAGCAAGAUCGAAUGGUACAAACUGAAUGAGCUCCCAACUCUGAAGAAAAGCAAGCAUUUUGACGAGGGCUUGGCUGUGGCCAACGCGAACAAGUUUUACAUGGUUGCUCCAUUCCUUCGCCCGCUAAAGAAGUGGAUUGCAGAGCAGAAGAAGACCGACUUUAAGGCUCAAGCCGGCUCAAAACCACCACAUCAAAUCGAUGUCGAGGGAUGUGCUUCAGUCGACAAGCCAUUGCCUGGUCCCAACGGUCAUGUUCCUCUGCCAUCGACUACUGAGAUGCCUAUCUCAAGUGACCUCCCUGAAGUCAACCUGGGCCAGGACGCUUCAUCUCAUCUUAAACAGAUUUUGCGAAUUGGCGACACUGCAACCUCCACCGCUCCCAACCAGAUACUAGGUCUCGAAUCUACUCAGCCUGCAGCUGUUGAUCAGAACAAAUCCAACGCGCUCCUGGCCCUUCUUAGGCAGGGCUCUCAAGAUGCUGUGCCUCAAGUUCGCACUCAAUCCAUGCCCCAGUCUGGUAAUUCCCAGAGUGCACCCAUCCUCUUUCCUGGCUUUCCCCCGCAGCCGCAUCAGAACAUGCCGUUCCAACCCGUUCCGUCUCCGCUAGCACAGCCUCCAAUCAACCCCCCCCAGCAACCACACUAUUAUGCUUUCGGUCAGCCUGACAUGUCUGGAUCGCCUGGCACGCAACAGCAUCCGCAUAUGCCCACGUCGGAUUACAAUGGUCAAAUUGGCGUUGUGCCCCCCAAGCACGCUCUGGCUCCUUUUCAGCAGACAGGAGACCCUGUUCUCUCUCAUUCUGCCCAGCCAGCUGCUGGUCAGCGCCUUGCAGCGCCCCAUGCGAGCAAGCUUCCUCCCCCAAAGCUUACUAGCCAUUCCCUCUCGCUUCUGAAUUUCUUCAAGGAUGAAUCGUCAAAGACACCGGUUGAAACUAAUGCCGUGCCGGUGUCUGCAGAUCCUGGAUUGGUUCCAACGCAGACUUCGCAACGCCAGAAAACCUCUCAUCACCAGGACAACCUUCUGGGUCUUUUCAAGGGCCAGAAAACUGUCCCUGCUUCACAGCCGGCGGAAUUGUCUGCCCAUCCUGUGCCACAAGCACAAUCGCCAUACGAGAAGCACAUCUUGCAGAGGGCUCAAAAUCCAAUGAAUUAUGACCUACAGCGUGGAAAUGAGAGCCUCAAGAUCCAAAAUGGCCCCGGUAGAGCUUCGGCCACCGUAUCCGGUCCCUUGAACACACCCAAAUUUGAAGCAAACGGCAAGCCGACUCUCAAGAAAGCCGCCAAUAGCCCUGCUCGCAAGAACAAUAUGGAUCGACGACCCCAGCCACAGCAACUCUCGUCGCCCAUUACAAUUCUACCGCGACCACAGUCGGCAAAGAACGAUUCAUUCCCAUCGGGUCUCACAAAGGACACGACCCAUGUUCAAGCUCAAACUCCGUCCUCUCAUGCCGCCCGGGUCCAGACUCCCGAAUCGGCAAAGCCAUUUCAGCCCCAGAUCCUCCGUCGCUCUGAAAAGGCUGGCUACGAUCAAUCGAUGAUUGCUGCAAACAAGCCGAAUGAUAUCGAUCGGAAGCUGAGCUUGCCUGGGUUGCAAAAGAACACAGACGAAUUGUCUCCGCAGACCAACUUUGGUCGCAGACCCAGCCAGAACGCUGCCCAAAAAGAGGCACUGUUAUCUCUUUUUGGAAAACCUGCUGUUUCUCCGACUCCCCCUUCUGCAGAGCACCCCGACUCUCGAACCGUCACUCAGCAGGCAGCCCACGCCUCGGGUCUGGUUAGUCCUUUGUCAUCCAUGCAUCCCAAUGCCAGUAGUGGCGAGUCCAUUUCACGACACGGUACCCCAUCUGAGGGUGACAAUAUCUCCGGUGCGAACCAACUUUCAUCCCCGAACCAUAAGGCGCUCUUGCUUGGUUACCUACAAGGUGUUGCUAAGGGCAACAAGCGAACUUGA
Messenger RNA from Penicillium argentinense, 2547 nucleotides. RefSeq names its product decapping enzyme complex catalytic subunit DCP2. The coding region runs from base 1 to 2547 and encodes 848 amino acids. The record is from RefSeq and is a predicted model, not a curated record. Gene Ontology annotation, biological process: nuclear-transcribed mRNA catabolic process, nonsense-mediated decay; deadenylation-dependent decapping of nuclear-transcribed mRNA. NCBI's taxonomy places the organism in Eukaryota, Fungi, Ascomycota, Eurotiomycetes, Eurotiales, Aspergillaceae. The transcript has 2 exons. Gene Ontology annotation, cellular component: cytoplasm; P-body. Gene Ontology annotation, molecular function: manganese ion binding; RNA binding; 5'-(N(7)-methylguanosine 5'-triphospho)-[mRNA] hydrolase activity.